Messenger RNA from Athene cunicularia (burrowing owl), 708 nucleotides. It is a transcript of the gene MGST2, whose product is annotated as microsomal glutathione S-transferase 2. Bases 163 to 606 code for a protein of 147 amino acids. Gene Ontology annotation, molecular function: enzyme activator activity; glutathione transferase activity; leukotriene-C4 synthase activity. Gene Ontology annotation, cellular component: membrane; nuclear envelope; endoplasmic reticulum. Lineage: Eukaryota; Metazoa; Chordata; Aves; Strigiformes; Strigidae. The record is from RefSeq and is a predicted model, not a curated record. The transcript has 5 exons. Gene Ontology annotation, biological process: leukotriene biosynthetic process.
ACUCCUGUCUUAAAAAAGUUAGGCUGUUUCAUUUCUAAGGCAGACGUUUGUUGCAGUGCUGAAAAGCACUAUAAUUGUCCCACCUGUUGUUUUUCCUUAUUGCUCACUCAAGCUCUUUCUCCUGUACACACAUCCUGCUCGCACACGGAAGCUGCUGGGAACAUGGCUGGUGAUUUAAUUUUGCUUGCGGCUGUCUCUCUUCUUUCCGCCUUCCAGCAAUGUCAUUUUGCUUGGCUGGUGGGGAAGUCAAGAAUGAAGCACAAGGUCAUGCCCCCAGCUGUCACUGGGGCUCCAGAAUUUGACAGAACAUUUCGGGCACAACAAAAUUGUGUGGAGUUUUACCCAAUAUUCCUGACUGUCCUCUGGACUGCAGGAUGGUUUUUUAAUCAAGAAUUAGCUUCCUUUCUGGGUGUGUUGUACGUGUUUGCCCGCUACAAGUACUUCCAUGGUUACAUACAGUCUGUGAAGGGAAGGUUAACAGGGUUUUAUUUGAAUUUGAUGAUUCUAAUUUGCUUGACAACCCUGGGUGCAGCUGGGAUUGUUAACAGCUUUCUGGAUGAAUACCUGGAUUUCAGCAUUAUGAAGAAACUACGUAAAUUGUCCUGAAGACUGGGUGGGGUUUUUUAACAUAAAUAAAUAAUGUCUAUGCUUUCCCUGAACACAAAAAAAGAUGAUAAGCUGCAUGUGAAUAAAGCAUCAGAGCUCUUU